CCCCCCAGAUGGUGGAGGUGGUGUGGGUACUAAUCAGAGAUGCAGAUCAUCAUCUGCUGUGACCAUGAAGAAUGAGGAGCCCCUUACUGAGGGACAGCAGGGCUUCAGCACCUACCAUACACAACCAGAGAAGCCCAGGCCAGUGUCUCCAGUGCCCAGCUGUGUCUCCAUGAAGAGUGACAAGUCCAUGCUGCAGCCCAUACACUUCAACAGCGGAUUCCCACAGUCUGACACAAGACCAGAGAAACCCAGGCCAGUGUCUCCAGUGCCCAGCUGUGUGUCCAUGAAGAGUGACAAGUCCAUGCUGCAGCCCAUACACUUCAGCAGCGGAUUCCCACAGUCUGACACAAGACCAGAGAAACCCAGAUCGGUGUCUCCAGUGCCCAGCUGUGUGUCCAUGAAGAGUGACCGGUCUAUGCUGCAGCCCCUACACUUCAGCAGUGGAUUCCCACAGUCUGACCCAAGAUCCCAGAUGCCCAGGCCAGUGUCUCCAAUGCCUAGCUGUGUGUCGAUGAAGAGUGAUAAGUCCAUGCUGCAGCCCCUACACUUCAGCAGUGCAUCCUUACAGUCUGAACCAAGGCCAGGGAAUCCCAGGCCAGUGUCUCCAAUGCCCAGCUGUGUGUCGAUGAAGAGUGAUAAGUCCAUGCUGCAGCCCCUACACUUCAGCAGUGCAUCCUUACAGUCUGAACCAAGUGGGUUCAGAAAUGGUCUCAACCGCGAGCUGUCCAGGUGUGGUAUAUGUGAGCAGCCCCUGAGUUCCCCAGUCAUCACCACCUGUGGGCACAGUUUCUACAGGCAGUGCAUCAGCAACUACUGGAGCCAGUCUGGUCCAUCAGGAGACAACAGCUGUCCCCAGUGCAGAACAACAUGCAGAACACAACCUCUUAUCAAUACCGACACAACCAUGGCACAACCCUUCCUACAUUCACAUUGGCCUAUAGCACAAACUCUUCCAUACACAAGCAUUUUGCAACCCAAUGUAUACUCCUCUGCGUAUACUGCGCCCCCUAACCUAUACCUCUCUGGAGCCGCUGUACAACCUACUGCAAACCCAUCUGCAACCAUGGUACAACCUACUGUGAAUCGUAAUGAAAUCCUAACGCAACCUUCUGCACACCUUUCUGCAACCAUGGCACAACAUGCGCUAUACCAUUCUGCAACCAUGACACAACCCACUGUAAACCCAUCUGCAACCAUGCAAGCUCCUUCCCUUUACCACCACAAUGGAACGCAGGAACGUCAUCUCUUCAGACCUCCAUCAUUGCCACACCUGUCUCCAUACCAACAUACAUACCUGCAGCAGCAUCCUCUAUACUUAGAGAUAGGACAGGAUCGUCUAAAUCCGUAUUUGCCUGCGGCACAGUCCUCUCUGCAGCCUCCUGAAGUCAUUACACAAUAUCCUCCAUAUCCACACUCAGAGAUGGGACCCUCCUGA
This is a messenger RNA of Engraulis encrasicolus (European anchovy), 1435 nucleotides long. RefSeq lists its product as uncharacterized. Gene Ontology annotation, molecular function: metal ion binding. Lineage: Eukaryota; Metazoa; Chordata; Actinopteri; Clupeiformes; Engraulidae. The record is from RefSeq and is a predicted model, not a curated record. The transcript is spliced from 8 exons. Bases 65 to 1435 code for a protein of 456 amino acids.